GGGCCAGUGAGCAGCUGGGUCCUCGGACGAGGGGCCGGACCAGCCGGUGGUUGCCGGGGCCGCGAGGCCGGAGGACGAGGAGGGCGGGGCCGGCCGAGGGACCGCGGCGACGACCCAGCGAGCGAGCCCGGGCCUGAGGGGAGCGAUGCUGUGGUUCCAGGGCGCCAUUCCGGCGGCCAUCGCGUCUGCCAAGAGGAGCGGAGCGGUCUUCGUGGUGUUCGUGGCAGGUGAUGAUGAACAGUCUACACAGAUGGCUGCAAGUUGGGAAGAUGAGAAAGUGACAGAAGCAUCUUCAAACAAUUUUGUUGCUAUUAAAAUUGAUACCAAAAGUGAAGCCUGUCUGCAAUUUUCACAAAUUUAUCCUGUAGUAUGUGUUCCAUCCAGCUUCUUUAUAGGAGACAGCGGAAUCCCUUUGGAAGUAAUAGCAGGGAGUGUGUCUGCAGAUGAACUUGUUUCAAGAAUUCACAAAGUCCAGCAGAUGCACUCAUCAAAAGGUGAAACAUCAGUGACAAAUGACAGCCAGUCAGAAAGUUCAGUAUCUACCCCAUCUGCCUCAUUUGAACCUAAUGACGUAUGUGAAAAUACUGAGUCCAGAAAUGCAGAGCUUUGUGAAACACCAGCUACUUCUGACAUAAAAUCAGAUAUUGCAACAGGAGGAGACUGCACCGGUCAUGACAAUGCUUCUCAGGAGCCCAAUGGAUGUUCAAACCAGAGACCAGCAGAGGACCUCACCGUCAGAGUGGAAAGACUAACAAAAAAACUUGAAGAAAGGAGAGAAGAGAAAAGGAAGGAAGAAGAACAGAGAGAGAUUAAGAAGGAAAUUGAAAGGAGAAAAACUGGAAAGGAAAUGUUGGAUUAUAAAAGAAAACAAGAAGAAGAAUUAACAAAAAGAAUGUUAGAAGAAAGAAGCAGAGAAAAGGCAGAAGACAGAGCGGCUCGAGAGCGCAUCAAGCAGCAGAUUGCAUUGGAUCGUGCAGAAAGAGCUGCUCGUUUUGCAAAGACAAAGGAAGCAGAGGCUGCCAAAGCUGCUGCCUUGUUGGCCAAACAGGCAGGAGCAGAAGCCAAGAAGGAGUCUUGUGCACGAGACAGAAGCAGCAUUGCAAGAAUUCAGUUCCGGCUGCCUGAUGGUUCUUCCUUUACAAAUCAGUUUCCUUCUGAUGCUCCUUUGGAAGAAGCAAGGCAAUUUGCUGCACAGACUGUUGGCAACACCUACGGUAAUUUUUCACUAGCAACCAUGUUUCCCAGAAGAGAGUUCACCAGAGAAGACUAUAAGAAGAAGCUGCUGGAUCUGGAGCUCGCCCCCAGCGCCUCCGUGGUGCUGCUGCCAGCAGGACGACCAGCCACAUCUGUUGUCCACUCUUCUAGUGGAGACAUCUGGACAUUACUGGGGACGGUGCUUUAUCCAUUCCUAGCCAUCUGGAGAUUAAUUAGCAAUUUUUUAUUUAGUAAUCCUCCUCCUGCACAGACUUCAGCAAGAGCCACAUCCACAGAGCCUUCAAACCCUGCAUCAUCCAACAAGUCAGAAAAAAGGGAAACAGUCCGAAAAAGAGUCCUGGAAAAACGAGGGGAAGACUUUAAAAAGGAAGGAAAGAUAUACAGAUUGAGGACUCAAGAUGAUGGGGAAGAUGACAACAACACUUGGAACGGAAACUCCACGCAGCAGAUGUAGUGUAGUGAGCACAGUAUGUGCAGCCUCGCUGUCCCCUGGAGGCUCCACUCAGCUAGACUUCUGCUGGAGAAGUGAGUCUGCUCUGUGUUUUCAGACCACGAGUACAGCCUUUAUUUCUGCUUAGAGGUUAGGAGUUAAGGUUGUUAAACAUGAGAUAGCUGGAUGCUAGGUCCUUGGAUAGGGUAACCCGCUGCUCAGCCUGAAAGAAUCCCAAGGCUGCCCAGCCACCUGCCAGUUCCUACUCAAACUUUACAGCCCUCUAGCCCAGUAUUUCAUUUAGGAUACUUUUUGCUGCAAGACUAAGCCACACACAAAGUCAUUGGUAUGUCACUGAGUAAUCUGACCCUUAGAGCACUUCAGCUAGCUAAUCAGAUAAUAACUGAUAUUUAGCAUUUCUCUUUGCACUCUUCAGCUGACAAAACAAAAAACAAAAAAACAAAAAAAGAUCUUGUAGUUUUUGAUCUUACUUAACAUCAAAUAAAAAAAGUUUUCCAAAAAUCAGAAUGAUCUUAUUUUUGCUGUAUGCAUCUUUUUGUUGUACAGGGCUGUAUCGAGGUCACUUUUGUCUGACUUUUUUUUUUUUUUUCCCCAAUGCUGCCCUGAAGAUGUCAGCAAAAUAACUGGCUACCUUUCCUUUAAACAAAAUGUAGGGACUCUGGCUUAUGGACACCAGGUCCUAUGUGUCCUAGGUCACUGAUACUUUUGUCUUAUUAUCUGUUCUCAUCAAUGCCAAACAGAUGAGAAUGGCCAGUCUGCAGCUUAGAUUGCUCACUCACAUUUGUACUGAAAUGUCACACACAGCAAUAACUCUUGUAGGACCAAAUUCCAGUGGUGUAGGGCGAGGGUAGAGAGCAAAGACACUUCAUUCCCAUUAUUCCUGAAUUUGGAAAACGUUCUCAAAGUUACUGCUUCUUCCACUAAAAGUUGUGCUGUUUAAAAUGUGGGGUGUGCGUUAUUGUCCCCUGUCUUAGAGUGGAGAGUCAUUCUUGACCACGCGGCAGGGAGGACACUUGGAUUCAUGAGAGGAGGAAGAGCUUUUUUCUGUAGAGUAAUAGGCUAGCAAGAUGGUGGUGCUGGCGGGAAGCAGUGUGGCAGCUGAACUGCUGAGCAGCAGAACCUUUCUGACAACAUGCCCAGAAACUUCGAAUGUCUCACGCUUUGACACAGUAGCUUGUUCUAAGUAAUGAUGAUCAUUGCAGAAGUUGAGGUAUGAAUAGACCUCAUAUUAGUUAACUUAAAAACUGGAAACAACUAAUGCCUUCUGUGGAUGUAAUUUCUCCUGAGAAAUGGUAUGUACUAAUCCAGCUGUUGCCAUGUUUACCGAGUGCCUGCUGUGGACUGGUGAACAGAAGGCAGGCGACAUAGCUGUGGGCACAGGAUGAGUUCAGCUUUGUAAAUAAGAUGUGUGGAGGACAGGUGUUAGUGUGUAUGUAAAGAAAGAAGAAGACAUUAAUGAAUGGCUGCAUGUCCUUCUGGUUCUCUUGCAAUCUUCAACUCUUCCCCUCUUCUGCACCGAUCAUAUUAUUUACAUUAUCUAAAGAGAGUUUUGCCAGGCAUGGUAGCUCAUAUUUAAAAUCCUAGCACUUGGGAACCAGAAGCAGGUGGAUCUCUAAGUUUAAGAGCCAGCCUGGUCUAUUUAGCAAGUUCAGGCCAGCCAGGAAUACAAGGUAAAAACCUUGUCCCGAAAACAACAACAAAAAUGUGAGUUUUUAAAUUUUUUUCUAGCAACUGUCUCAUUUAAAAUCCAGCCAUCGUCUAAAAAUGCAGCAAGCUGGGUGUGGCGUCUCAUGCCUAUAGUCUGAAUACUUGGGAAGAGGAGGCAGGAGUAUCAAAAGUUCAAAAUUAUCCUCAGGUCCAGAUUCAAGUCCAGCCUAGGCUGGAUAAGAUCCUGUCCCCACAAUAAUGAGGCAAUAUAUGAUUUUUUAAAAAUACUUGUCAAAUGGGUAUGAAUCCUGGGAAAAAACAAAGUACCUCAAGUCAGUUUGUCUUGAAAAUCAAAUACAAAUCUUAAAAUGUACAUAACUCAUGUUUGAGUAUGAGGAUUCCUUUUCAACAUUAUCUCUUUUAAAAAGUAUACAUGGUUGAAAAGCUCCAUAGGAAAGUGGUGUGUCUGUUCCAGCGUCUGACCCCACUACCAUUCCCCGGAGGUAACCUCUAUUAAUAAUUUCUAAUGUAAUUUUCAGAAAAUUUUAUGCAUAUAAGCAAAUAUGUAAUCUUUAUUUUUAAAUAAAUGGGAUCGUAUUGUAUGUAC
This is a messenger RNA of Meriones unguiculatus (Mongolian gerbil), 3920 nucleotides long. It is a transcript of the gene Ubxn4, whose product is annotated as UBX domain protein 4. The transcript is spliced from 13 exons. Lineage: Eukaryota; Metazoa; Chordata; Mammalia; Rodentia; Muridae. Gene Ontology annotation, molecular function: protein binding. The record is from RefSeq and is a predicted model, not a curated record. The coding region runs from base 146 to 1669 and encodes 507 amino acids.